GGGACGCAUGGGGCUGCUCGCGGACGCGUCGCUGCUGCCGAUGGGGCUCUUGAGCCUCUACUUCAUCCAGGCCUUUAGCCUCAGCUUCCCGAUGACGGCGUACAUCUCGUGGGUCUCGGACACGAUCCACAUGUCGCCGGCGACCACGAGCUUUUACUACGCGCUGACCUUUUUCCCGUGGAACCUCAAACCGCUCUACGCGCUUCUCUCGGACAACGUGCCGCUCUUUGGCUACCACCGCAAGUCGUACAUUGUGAUCUGCGAAGUCAUCUCGUGCGUCUGCAUCCUCCUCACCGGUCUCUGCGUGCGCAGCGUCACGGGCGCGUUCCUCGUCAAGUUUCUCGACUCGGCCUGCGAGGCCUUUACGCAAAUGAUGCUGGGCAUCGUCCUCGUCGACGUCGCGUCCGGCGACCGCGAGAAGAGCAGCAACGUGCAGUCGUGGGCCAAUGCGGCCAAGAACGGCGCGUCGAUCGUCGCGCUUCUCGCGGGUAUUCCCGUCUACGCGAUCAAGGACCUCCCAGCCACCACGGUCAUUACGUGGUCGUCCUUGAUCCCGCUGCUUGGCGUUCUCAUUGCGAUCUACCUAUUGCACGAAAACAAGUCGGCCACGCUCGUCGCUACGCCGACGCACCACCCGUCGUCGCUGACGGAAUUACUCUCGAUCAAGUGGCUCGCGCUGAGAACGACCGUCGCCCGCAUGCUCCACGAGCAAGCUGCGUACAUUCCAGUCAUGGUCUUCUUCUUCCUCUGCUCGGCGCUACCGAGUGGCGGCACCGUCUGGUACCAGUACACGUACUUUCUACUGAAGAACGAGCUGCAGUGCCUUCAGUACUCGUCGCUGGCCGGCAUGGUGGGCCGCGUCGUCUCGUGUGCGAUCUACGCACGCUGCACGCGCGGCGUCGGCAUCCGCACGGUGUUUGGUGUCUCGACCGUGCUCAUGACGCUCGCGAGCCUGCCGCAGCUGCUGCUGGCGCCGCCUAUCGACGUGGCGAGUCUGCCCGUGGAUGUCUGCACGUUCUGCGCGAUCGAGUCGUUCGUGACGGCGUUUGCCGGCGAGUUUGCGCUCCUCCAGCUCCUCGUGGUGGCAACGACCUUUUGCCCGCGCAAGAAGGAGCUCCACGGACUCACGUACGCGCUGUACCUCUCGUUCAUGGACUUUGGCGGCGUCGUCAGCGCCUUCUUCUCGGCGCUCUUGGUGUCGGCCCUCGGCAUCACCCAGGAUCCGGUGACGUACGCGAUUGACUAUAGCAACCUCUGGCUCUUGCUCGUGCUUGGCGCGAUCUUCCAAGUUGCCAUCCUCGCCUUCUUGUGUCUCCUUCCGCGCCAGCUGGAAGACGCGAAUAGUGGCGACGAGCCGGAAGCCCAAGCUCUCUUGGCGCCGUCCGAGGCGUAGAAAUGCGAUGGACCUAUACUAGAAGAGUGUCUCGAAUAUUAUUGUGUGCAGAGACAUCCACG
Molecule: messenger RNA, 1455 nt
Organism: Saprolegnia parasitica CBS 223.65
Lineage: Eukaryota; Oomycota; Saprolegniomycetes; Saprolegniales; Saprolegniaceae
Exons: 1
Coding region: 8-1393 (461 amino acids)
Source: RefSeq, a predicted model, not a curated record